Messenger RNA from Funneliformis mosseae, 615 nucleotides. Lineage: Eukaryota; Fungi; Glomeromycota; Glomeromycetes; Glomerales; Glomeraceae. The record is from the annotation of a GenBank genome assembly.
AUGGUUAAUACUAUACCUAAACAAUAUGCAUUAGCUUCUCGUCACGGAAAUAUUACUGUAAAUUCGUUAAUUAUUAAACCAAAACACGCGUCUAUCCUUGUUAACUGGAUUCAAAGAAAUAAUUCUAAUACAAGAAUUCCAAAGGAUAGUAAAUAUAACUUUAAACUUAUUCAUCGUGGUAGUAGAGACGGCUAUGAUAUCAAAACUGUACGUAGAAGGUGUGUCAGAAAGGGAGCAUGUAUUGUGAUCAUUAAAUCUAAAGAGAAUAAUACGAUAAUUGGUGGUUAUAAUCCUCUCGGUUGGCAUUACUGUGAUCCUCAACUACCAUAUCAUAUAGUUAAAUAUUAUUGGUCUAGUACUACCGAAAGUUUUAUUUUUUCUUUAGGUGAUGGAAAAGAUUUAAAUAAUGUUAAAAUUAGUCGAGUUGUUAAUAGUGAUAAUGCAAUAUAUGAAGUUGAUCAUGAAAAUAUUCCAUUAAAUUUUGGCAAUAGCGAUUUGGUUAUCAAUAACAAUGCUGGUACGUGCAAUCAAGCACAUUAUGAAUGUAGCAUUUUAGAUACAAAUAAUUUCACCAUCGAAGAAAUGGAGAUUUUUAAGUUCAUAAAGGGUGAAUGA